AUGUCAAAAGUCUUCAAGAAAACCAGUGGGAAUGGGCAGAUGACCCUCUACAUGGGGAGGAGAGACUUUGUGGACCAUGUGGACCAUGUGGAGCCUGUUGACUGUGUGCUAAAGAUUGACCCAUCAUCUCUUGGUGGCAAGAAAGCGUGGGUCUACCUGUGCUGUGCUUUCCGUUAUGGUCGGGAAGACAUGGAUGUGAUUGGGCUCUCAUUCAGGAAAGACAUCUGGACACAGCGAAAACAGAUAUACCCUCCCCUUGGAGACCAACCAACCCCCACCCCUACACAGGAGACACUGAUGAAGAAAGCUGGUGAACAUUCAUAUCCCGUGACUUUCAAAAUGCCAAACAACCUGCCCUGCUCUGUGACUCUGCAGCCUGGCACGGGAGAUAAAGGCAAGGCCUGUGGUGUGGACUUUGAAGUGAAGGCAUACAUCGCCAAUGAAGCAGAUAACGCUGAUGAGAAAAUCAGUAAGAAGGACGCGUGUCGUCUGAUCAUUCGCAAGAUUCAGUUUGCCCCUGAUAACACAGGCUCCGGGCCCAAGGCCGAUAUAUGCAAGCAGUUCAUGAUGUCAGACAAGCCAGUCCACCUGGAGGCAUCCAUUGAGAAGGAGUUAUAUUACCAUGGUGACCCAAUCCCAGUCAAAGUAAAAAUCCAAAAUGAAUCCAACAAAGUGGUGAAGCAAAUCAAAGUGUGCGUUGACCAGACCGCAGAUGUGGUGCUCUACUCUGCUGAUAAAUACAACAAGACGGUCCUGACCGAGGAGUUUUCAGAGACCGUGGAGCCUAAUGGAACAUUGGAGAAAGUCCUUAACAUCAUCCCCUCAUUGGCUAACAACAAAGAGAAGAGCGGUCUGGCCCUGGAUGGUAAACUCAAAUAUGAGGACACUUGCCUUGCAUCCACUACCAUCUUGCGACCAGACUUGGAGAAGGAAGUGUUAGGCAUCUUAGUCUCCUACAAAAUCAGGGUCAGCCUUAUGGCAUCCCGAGGAGGGCUCUUGGGAGACCUGACAGCCAGUGAUAUCUCAGUGGAACUCCCCCUGGUUUUGAUGCAUCCUAAGCCUGCUGGUAAAUAUCCAAAUAUCCAAAUCAUUGGUCACAAUGACAUUUGA
Messenger RNA from Conger conger (European conger), 1110 nucleotides. Its product is annotated as arrestin-C-like. The transcript has 14 exons. Gene Ontology annotation, molecular function: G protein-coupled receptor binding. Gene Ontology annotation, biological process: signal transduction; visual perception; G protein-coupled receptor internalization. Lineage: Eukaryota; Metazoa; Chordata; Actinopteri; Anguilliformes; Congridae. The record is from RefSeq and is a predicted model, not a curated record. Bases 1 to 1110 code for a protein of 369 amino acids.